Molecule: messenger RNA, 2214 nt
Organism: Canis lupus familiaris (dog)
Lineage: Eukaryota; Metazoa; Chordata; Mammalia; Carnivora; Canidae
Gene: VTA1
Product: vesicle trafficking 1
Exons: 8
Coding region: 54-974 (306 amino acids)
Biological process (GO): late endosome to vacuole transport via multivesicular body sorting pathway
Cellular component (GO): multivesicular body
Source: RefSeq, a predicted model, not a curated record
AAGCGGAAGUGUCGGUGGCGCGCGAGUAGGAAGUGGUGAUUCCUGGAAUAGAGAUGGCCGCGCUUGCUCCGCUGCCCCCACUCCCCCCCCAGUUUAAGAGCAUACAGCAUCAUCUGAGGACGGCUCAGGAGCAUGACAAGCGGGACCCUGUGGUGGCUUAUUACUGUCGUUUAUAUGCAAUGCAAACUGGAAUGAAGAUUGAUAGUAAAACUCCUGAAUGUCGUAAAUUUUUAUCAAAGCUGAUGGAUCAGUUAGAAGCUCUUAAGAAACAGUUGGGUGAUAAUGAAGCUAUUACUCAAGAAAUAGUUGGUUCUGCUCAUUUGGAGAAUUAUGCAUUGAAAAUGUUUUUGUAUGCAGAUAAUGAAGAUCGUGCUGGACGAUUUCACAAAAACAUGAUCAAAUCCUUCUAUACUGCAAGUCUUUUAAUAGAUGUCAUAACAGUGUUUGGAGAACUCACUGAUGAAAAUGUGAAACACAGAAAAUAUGCAAGGUGGAAGGCAACAUAUAUCCAUAAUUGCUUAAAGAAUGGAGAGACUCCUCAAGCAGGGCCUGUUGGAAUUGAAGAAGAUAAUGAUGUUGAAGAAAAUGAAGAUGCUGGAGCAACAUCCCUGCCUACUCAGCCACCUCAGCCAUCAUCUUCAACUUAUGACCCAAGCAGCAUGCCAUCGAGCAGCUUCACUGGAAUACAGAUUCCUCCCGGUGCACAUGCUCCAGCAAAUACGCCAGCAGAAGUGCCUCAUAGCACAGGUGUAGCAAGUAAUACUAUCCAACCUACUCCACAAACUAUUCCAGCGAUUGAUCCCACACUUUUCAGUACAGUUUCUCAGGGGGAUAUCCGUCUAACACCAGAGGACUUUGCUAGAGCCCAGAAAUACUGCAAAUAUGCUGGCAGUGCUUUGCAAUAUGAAGAUGUCAGCACUGCUGUGCAGAAUCUACAGAAGGCCCUCAAGUUACUAACUACAGGCAGAGAAUGAAGCCUUUGUACAGCAGAUCCAUGCAUUUUUGGCUUAAAGAACUAACAGUCCAUUACUCGAUCUUCAGCCUAUCAGGAGCACAGUUUUAAGGAAGACUUCAGUUGCAUUGACUAUAACAAUGAAAUCUGUGUCUGUGUAUCAGAUUCCUGUUGAAGCAUUCAGCAGCAGCAGCCUCAACCAGUUUUCAUUGUCCAUUUAGUGGAUCCAGUAAUCUCUGGGUAUAUAGGGCUGAUGUGAGCAAAAUCCUAAAAAUGCCCAUUGAUUCCUGAUUCAGAAAAUGAACACACGCUUCUAUAAAAUGUUACUGGAGUUCAUGUUGUAUCUUAAUAUACAUAAUAAAUUAAGGAUUUUUUAAAAUCAUAAUUAGGACACAGACUAUAUUACUUUGCUAUAAAAAUUCUAAAUUCAACUUUAAUAAAAAUUGCCAGAAUAUAUUAGAUUAAUGAUCAUGUUUUUGUUUUCCUCUGGGUUUAUAAAACAAAUAUGAACAUCCUAAACUGUUAGAUGAAUCUAAAAGGGAUUAUGUUCAGAAUUAAAUUUAUGUUCAUGUUUACUGUAACUACAUUAAAAGUUAAAAUUUUUAUGGAAGAAGAUACAAGGUAAAGAGGUAGAAUCACUUUUUUAGACUUAAGAAUAAUGUUGGUUUCCCAGCUGCUUUCUCUUUCCAUUGAAGCUUAAAGUUAAUUGGUAUUUAUUCAUAGGCAGUUUGACUGCAUGUACUAGGGAAUGAAAAAAAGACAUUUGUAGUAAUGCCUGCAAACUUGGUGCUUGAAGUGAAGGUUCUCCUCUGCUGCUAUGGAGUGGAUUCCAUAUGGUGUAUAGAUAGGAGCGAUGCAGAAGAUUAUAAAAAUUUAGACUCUCAGUUGUUAAGUUUGUACGUUUUGUGGGAAAUUACAGACUUACUGUGUGUCACCUGCAUUUGUGCUGUGUAAAAAAUAAAUACAAGGAUUCUUUUAACUUGUUCAGCUUAUUACAGAAGCAAAUGUGUUUUAAUUUGCAUGCUAGAGUUUGUCAUUUUUUUUAAGUCAUUAUGUUUAGUUACAGGAAUAUGGAUAUUUCUAUAGUAAAAAACAGUUUUUAAAAGGAAAGAGGAAAAUUGGCCAAAUUUCCCUGAAAUUUAUCUGUUUCCAUUUUGUUCAUCCCACUUGAAAUUGGAGUCAUUUAACAUCUUAGUCCACAAACUAUGUAGAGUCAAUGGGCAGAUCACCUGUUGUGUAAAUAAAGUUUUAUUGAAACAAAA